GAUUGGCAUAUCCGUCCAAAUAAACACAAACAGGGGGAAGAAAGAAAGGGCCUCACGAAGCAGCGUUUUCUGCAGCAACCCUUCGCCAUGGCUUUUCUAUCUCGAACAUCCUCACGAUUCUCCCACCUAGCGUCGCCGCAACGUGCACUUUCUCUCCACACAACCCUACCUUCUCUAUCCACAACCUCACCUACACCCUAUGCUCCACCGCCUCCCCCAUCGGCUUCCUCUCCAGCCGGUCUUUCCAAGACGGGGGAGUACGUGAUCUCGAAGGUCGAUGAUCUCUUGAAUUGGGCUCGUCGCGGUUCCCUUUGGCCUAUGACGUUUGGCCUUGCUUGUUGCGCUGUUGAAAUGAUGCAUACCGGUGCUGCUCGUUACGAUCUGGAUCGAUUUGGGAUCAUUUUCAGACCUAGCCCUCGUCAAUCUGAUUGUAUGAUUGUUGCUGGUACUCUUACUAACAAGAUGGCACCCGCUCUUCGCAAGGUUUAUGAUCAAAUGCCGGAGCCUAGAUGGGUUAUCUCCAUGGGAAGUUGUGCUAAUGGAGGAGGAUACUACCACUACUCUUACUCUGUUGUUCGUGGAUGUGACAGGAUAGUUCCCGUUGAUAUUUAUGUUCCAGGCUGCCCUCCAACUGCCGAGGCUUUACUGUAUGGACUCCUCCAACUCCAGAAGAAGAUCAAUAGGCGCAAGGACUUCCUCCAUUGGUGGUCACAGUGAGAUCGAUUAAGUUUAUCUAUUGGCACCAAGCCAUUUAUAAUAAGCAAUUCAUGGUUGUUUUACUUUUGCUAUGAAUCACCCUUUGUUUGGUGGAUAUUCUGUUGAUAUGUGAUGUGACAUUAUUUCUAUAUGUUCUAUGUGGAGAUCUUUGGGGGCUUACGGUCUCGGAGAAGUUGAAUGUUUCUUAUAUACUAGUGCUUCUUAUGUACUUCAGGGUUGUUUAACAACUCAUGUUUGCCUCAUAACUCAUAAGUUACAAUGUUUAUUUUUUUACCAGUUUCA
This is a messenger RNA of Vicia villosa (hairy vetch), 999 nucleotides long. RefSeq names its product NADH dehydrogenase [ubiquinone] iron-sulfur protein 7, mitochondrial. NCBI's taxonomy places the organism in Eukaryota, Viridiplantae, Streptophyta, Magnoliopsida, Fabales, Fabaceae. Bases 88 to 717 code for a protein of 209 amino acids. Gene Ontology annotation, molecular function: quinone binding; 4 iron, 4 sulfur cluster binding; NADH dehydrogenase (ubiquinone) activity. The transcript has 2 exons. The record is from RefSeq and is a predicted model, not a curated record. Gene Ontology annotation, biological process: electron transport coupled proton transport; aerobic respiration; mitochondrial respiratory chain complex I assembly.